Molecule: messenger RNA, 1602 nt
Organism: Sphenostylis stenocarpa
Lineage: Eukaryota; Viridiplantae; Streptophyta; Magnoliopsida; Fabales; Fabaceae
Source: the annotation of a GenBank genome assembly
AUGAUCACGGGAGAAGAUUUGUACAAGGUGAUGUGCGCCAUGGUGCCUCUGUACUUCGCAAUGCUGGUGGCGUACGGUUCGGUGAAAUGGUGCAAGAUGUUCAGCCCGGAGCAGUGUUCGGGCAUAAACCGGUUCGUGGCGGUGUUCGCCGUUCCGGUGCUCUCUUUCCACUUCAUUUCGAUGAACAACCCGUACCAAAUGGACACCAGGUUCAUCAUUGCGGACACGAUCUCCAAGCUCCUCGUGCUUCUCUUCCUCUCGCUUUGGGCUCUUUUCUUCGCCAAAGGCUCCCUGGAGUGGCUCAUCACUCUCUUCUCCCUCGCCACCCUCCCCAACACCCUCGUCAUGGGUAUUCCCCUCCUCCAAGCCAUGUAUGGCGACUUCACCCAGUCCCUCAUGGUGCAACUCCUCGUCCUUCAAUGCAUCGUAUGGUAUACUCUCCUUCUGUUCUUGUUCGAGUACCGAGCGGCGACGCUUUUGAUCCAGAGGCAGUUUCCGGGGCAAGCAGCGGCGUCCAUCACGAAAUUCGAGGUGGACGGCGAUGUGAUAUCGUUGGACGGCCACGACAUGCCGCUGCGGACGGAGUCGGAGACCGACGACCACGGCCGAAUCCGGGUGCGGAUCCGGCGAUCCGUUUCGUCGGCGCCGGAAUCCAACUCCUCCGUCGGCAACGCCGCCGUCCUCACUCCGCGACCCUCCAACCUCUCCAACGCCGAUAUAUUCUCCAUCAACACGCCGCUACACCUGCACGACGGGGACCUCCCCGCAGGCGCCAGCCCCCACCUCUCCGGCUAUGCCUCCUCCGACGCGUACUCGCUGCAGCCCACGCCGCGGGCCUCCAACUUCAACGAGAUGGAAGCCGGCACCCCCGUCUGGGGGAGGUCGCCGGUCGCCGCCGGAAGAGUGGGCCGCCAGUCGUCGCCGGUGGCUAGGGUGGUGUGGGAGUCACCGGGGAAAUAUGGUGGAGUAGAAGAGAGACAAGGUUGCAAGGACAUUACUCUUUCAGAUAAAGAAAUCAGCUUCAGAGACAGCACCAAAGUCCCAAUGCCGGUGGAUGCUGCAGACCCCAAAGACACAGUUGCCAACGACCAGAAAAUGCCACAUUCCUUUGUCAUGAUGAGGCUUAUACUCGUUGUAGUAGGAAGGAAACUUUCUCGAAAUCCUAAUACAUAUUCUAGUGUAUUAGGACUUCUUUGGUCUUUAAUCUCUUUCAAAUGGAAUAUGGAAAUGCCAAGUCUUAUCAAAUCAUCCGUCAAAAUCAUCUCAGAUGCGGGCCUUGGGAUGGCUAUGUUUAGCUUAGGGCUUUUCAUGGCCCUUCAGCCUCGCAUCAUAGCCUGCGGAACCAAAAGGGCAGUUAUGGGCAUGAUCAUUCGCUUCCUGUGUGGGCCUCUUGUAAUGUCUGCCUCUUCCAUUGCCAUUGGAUUAAGACAUGACAGACUUCACACUGCCAUUGUACAGGCUGCUCUGCCGCAGGGAAUAGUGCCAUUUGUAUUUGCCAGAGAAUAUGGACUGCAUCCUGAUAUUUUGAGCACGGGGGUUAUCUUUGGCAUGCUAGUUUCGUUACCAAUAACUCUCUUAUAUUACAUAUUUCUUGGCUUAUGA